This is a messenger RNA of Eupeodes corollae, 2532 nucleotides long. RefSeq names its product long-chain fatty acid transport protein 4 (gene Fatp3). The coding region runs from base 313 to 2295 and encodes 660 amino acids. The record is from RefSeq and is a predicted model, not a curated record. Gene Ontology annotation, molecular function: long-chain fatty acid transmembrane transporter activity; long-chain fatty acid-CoA ligase activity. Gene Ontology annotation, cellular component: endoplasmic reticulum. Lineage: Eukaryota; Metazoa; Arthropoda; Insecta; Diptera; Syrphidae. The transcript has 7 exons. Gene Ontology annotation, biological process: triglyceride homeostasis.
UAGUCACUGUUCGAGCGUGGAAGCGAUCGGUCGUUGGGAAUUGUGUGUACCUAUCUUAAAGUUAAAGAAAAGUAUCUUGAAGUAUUAUUAUCGAUUUUUCAAAUAAACUCGUCAUCGUCGUCGUCGUUGAGUAACGAGUUCGAGUUCUGGAUUCCGCGCAGUGCGGUUAAAAAAGUGCAUAGUGGAGUAAAAAUUCUGACAGUUUAUUUUUGUUCGGCAACAAUAAAAUUCGUCUUGGAUUAAAAAUAACAAAAUCUAAAAUUCGCUCUGGCGAUUUACUUAUUCCAUUCAGUUUAAUAUUAACUACCAAAGAUGUUGGUAGAGUUGAAUUUUAAGCAGCGAAAUGCUACAAUCCUCGCCACUGUUUUGGUGGGAUUGGGAUUAUCUGCCAUUGUCAUAUCAAAUCCUGUGCUAUGCGUCAUAUUCCUGGGACUUACUGCAUUCCUUAUCACAGAAAAUAGAAUAACUCAUGUCUAUUCGGUUAUGGCAACAUUGCCAAGGGACGUAACUGCUGCAACCCGUUUUUUGAAAAUUCAAUAUCUCCUCUACAAGUUCGAAUGGCAAAAAUACACAGUUCCACGAGUAUUUCAAACAUUCCUUCAACAAAAUCCCGAAAAGGACGGUUUUAUUAUGGAAAGUAAAAAACUAACAUUCCAAGAUAUAGAAGACUUCAGUAAUAAAAUUGCUUCGUACUUUAAGUCGAAGGGUUUCAAGCGGGAAGACUCAAUUGCUUUGUUGAUGGAGACAAGGCCGGAAUACUCAUGUAUUUGGAUGGGUUUAUCGAAAAUUGGUGUUGUCACAGCUUUGAUUAAUUCCAAUUUGAGAAAAGAAACUCUAUUGCAUUCCAUUAAAGCUGCAAAAUGCAAGGCUAUUAUUUUUGGAGCCGAACUAAGUUCAGCUCUUAAGGAAGUUCUUGGAGAUGAAGACAUAAAGAAUCUAGAGCUUUAUCAAUUUACUGAUGAUCAACAAAGAGAAGGUGUUGGAUUUGUGACGCUAGACGGAGCUACUGAUAUUGUUCCGGAACUUAAAACCCACAAAGCAACUGAUUUGACAAAGGACAUUGCUGAAGGAAGACCCAAGGAUAAAAUGGUCUAUAUUUACACAUCUGGCACAACCGGAAUGCCAAAAGCAGCUGUUAUAACGCAUUUAAGAUAUAUGUUCAUGGCUGUAGCAGUUCACAAAAUGGUUGGAAUUCGGGAAGAUGAUAUUAUAUACAACCCACUGCCACUCUAUCACACAGCUGGAGGAAUUUUGGGAGCAGGAAAUGUCUUCCUCCAUGGCAACACUAUGGUUCUUCGCAAGAAAUUCUCUGCCACGAACUUUUGGACCGAUUGUAUAAAAUAUAAAUGUACGGUGGCUCAGUAUAUUGGUGAAUUAUGCCGAUACCUGUUGUCGACACCAACAAAACCCGAAGAUACAAAACAUUCCAUCAGAUUGAUGUUCGGAAAUGGGCUGAGACCUCAAAUUUGGUCACAAUUUACAUCAAGAUUCAAUAUUGAUGAAAUUGGUGAGCUUUAUGGAUCAACAGAGGGAAAUUCUAAUCUGGUGAAUGUUGACAAUCAAGUAGGAGCUAUUGGCUUCAUUCCAGUUUGGGGUGAAAAAAUUUAUCCCGUCAUGCUGAUUCGAUGCGAUGAAGAUACUGGUGAACCGAUUCGUGAUUCACAUGGACACUGUGUCAAGUGUAAGCCCGGUGAACCUGGUGUUUUUAUUGGCAAAAUUAAUCCCAAACGAGCUGUGAACGCGUUUAGCGGUUAUGCUGAUAAAAGUGCCACUGAAAAGAAACUUAUCCGAAAUGUCUUCCAAGAUGGUGACGUUUACUUCAAUUCGGGAGAUAUUUUAGUUAAGGAUAUUUUGGGAUAUUUCUAUUUCAAAGACAGAAUGGGUGAUACAUUCCGUUGGAGGGGAGAGAAUGUGGCUACGUCAGAGGUCGAAGCUAUCAUUACAAAUGUAGUUGGACUCGAAGACUGUGUAGUUUAUGGAGUUGAUAUUCCACAUGUUGAAGGUAAGGCUGGUAUGGCAGGAAUAGUGGAUCCUGAUCGAAAAGUUGACAUGGUUCAACUAUCUGCCGGCAUUCGUGGAAGUCUUCCUGCCUACGCCCAACCUCUAUUCAUACGAUUACUUACUGAAAUGCCCAAAACAGCCACAUUCAAGCUCAAAAAACGUGACCUACAAGUCGAAGGGUUCGAUAUUACCAAAGUGAAAGACCCGAUAUAUUACUUGAACAAGGAUGGAAUUUAUCGUGAAAUGACCCAAAGUCAAUUUGAUGAUAUUCAGUCGGGAAAAGCGAGAUUAUAAGAAGGAAACAUUAAAACAGAGGUCCUAUACAUAUUUUUUAUUCCAGUCUUUUGGAAAGAUAAAAGUUUAGGUUUAAGUGUUAUAUAAAUAUAAUAUAAUCAAUUCCAACGAUGUGCUGUGCCUUUUUAAAAACUGUAUAAAGUUUAGUAGACAUUCAAUAAAAAAAAACACAAACAAAUAAAGUUAAAAAAAUAAAACCCAAAUAUUUCGCGCAAAAUACAGCAAGUUCUGAUUUAA